Messenger RNA from Spirodela intermedia, 3775 nucleotides. NCBI's taxonomy places the organism in Eukaryota, Viridiplantae, Streptophyta, Magnoliopsida, Alismatales, Araceae. The record is from the annotation of a GenBank genome assembly.
AUGGGGGGAGGGGAAGACACGGAGUUGGGCGGCAAGGUGAACUGUGACGGCGGACUCAAAGUGAAGCACGAUGGUCCCUCCGGGAACAGCUCGGAGAACGUCGCCGCCGCGGGCUCGGGAUCGCAUCAGAGGGAGAAGAAUCAGGGCACGAAGGUCGUCCCCUACAGCAAGCUCUUCUCCUUGGCCGAUUCCACGGACAUUGCCCUCAUGGUUCUCGGGACCAUCGGAGCUCUGGCGAACGGCGUUUCCAUGCCGCUGAUGACUCUCCUGUUCGGGAACCUGACAGACUCCUUUGGGGAGGCAGCGGGCAUCAAUGACGUCGUCCGCAGGGUCUCCAAGGUGGGUAACGAAGCCAUCCCUGCGGCUGAUAUUCCUCUCUUUCUCAGCUCCUCAUUGGUCGAUUUAUCCGUAGGUCUCUCUCCAAUUUGUUUACCUGGCCACCGGCGCUGGCGUCGCCUCUUUCCUCCGUAAGUUCCCUCCCUUCCUCUGAGGUCAGUAGAACACUUAAAUCUUCUCCGUCCGGCAGCGGAGGUGGUGACGCCGUUUCUUUCCUCUUCUCCUUCUUUUUCUUCGGGGUCUGUCUGUGACAGAGGUGACCUGCUGGAUGGUCACCGGCGAGAGGCAGGCGGCGAGGAUCAGGAAUAUGUACUUGAAGGCCAUCUUGAGGCAGGAGAUCGGCUUCUUCGACAAGGAGACGAACACGGGGGAAGUCGUCGGUAGGAUGUCCGGAGACACCGUCUUUAUCCAAGACGCCAUGGGAGAGAAGGUGGAGUUCUGGUCCAUUAAAGAUCUUCUUCUUCUUCUUCAGCUGGUGCUGCUGCUGCUUCUCCUUCUCCUGCUUCUUCUGCCCUGAAGGUUCCCCCUGUCCAUCCUCUGCGUUUCAGGUGGGCAAGUUCAUCCAGCUGAUGUCAACAUUUGUCGGGGGAUUCGUGAUAGCGUUCGUCCAGGGAUGGCUCCUCACCCUCGUCAUGCUCUCCACCAUCCCACCUCUCGUGGUAGCCGGCGCAGCCAUGGCCACGAUCAUCGUGAGGUUGGCCUCUCGCGGACAGACGGCCUAUGCCGAGGCGUCGGUGAUCAUCGAGCAGACAAUCGGCGCCAUAAGAACGGUGAGUAGCACCACCACCACCCUCAGCGGCGUAAUGAGUACAGUGAGGAUAGAUUUUCUUCAUCCAUCCUUCUCACUGAGUGUUGUGUGCGCACAGGUAGCCUCCUUCACCGGCGAGAAACUAGCCCUGGAGAAGUACAGCAAGUCGCUGAGGGCUUCAUACAAGGCCAGCUGCCAGGAGGGCCUCAGCGCCGGCGCCGGCCUCGGCGCCGUCUUAGGCAUCAUGCUCUUCGGCUACGCUUUGGGCAUCUGGUACGGGGGGAAGCUGAUACUGGACAAGGGGUACUCCGGCGGAGACGUCAUCAACGUCAUCUUCGCCAUCUUGACCGCCUCUAUGUGAGCCGCCCAUCUUCCUUUCUGCAUGCCCGCCCCCCGUCCUCCUUCCUUUCUCGCUCAUAGCACCUGGUUUUUCUCUGGUCGACUGCCUGCUGGAAAUGAAGCUCGCUAGGACAGGCGUCGCCGUGCAUAAGCGCAUUCGCGGCUGGGAAGGCUGCGGGGUUCAAGAUGUUCGAGACGAUCGAGAGGAAGCCGGAGAUCGACACGUACGACGAGGGGGGGAGGACGCUGGAGGACCUCCGGGGGGACGUCGAGCUGAAGGACGUGCACUUCAGCUACCCUGCACGCCCGGAGGAGCCGAUCUUCACCGGCUUCUCUCUCGUUAUCCCGAGCGGGACGACCACCGCCCUGGUCGGGCAGAGCGGCAGUGGGAAGUCGACGGUGGUCAGUCUGAUCGAGCGGUUCUACGACCCACAGUCCGGCGCCGUGCUCAUCGACGGCGUCGACCUCCGGGACUUGCAGCUGCGGUGGAUCCGGGGGAAGAUUGGGCUGGUGGGCCAGGAGCCCGCACUCUUCACCGCCAGCAUCCGGGACAACAUCGCCUACGGCAAAGACAGCGCCACCAUCGAGGAGAUCCGGGCCGCCGCCGAGCUCGCCAACGCGGCCAAGUUCAUCGACAAGAUGCCCCAGGUCAGAGCUGACGUCUUCUUCUUCUUCGUCAUCAUCAUUAUCAUCAUCAUCAUCAUCCUCAUCUUCUUCUUCCGCAGGGGCUGGAGACGAUGGUGGGGGAGCACGGGACGCAGCUCUCCGGCGGGCAGAAGCAGCGGGUGGCCAUCGCCAGGGCGAUCCUCAAGAACCCGCGCAUCCUCCUCCUAGACGAGGCGACGAGCGCGCUCGACGCAGAGUCGGAGCACAUCGUGCAGGAGGCGCUGGACCGGGUCAUGAGGGACCGCACCACCGUCAUCGUCGCCCACCGCCUCAGCACCGUCAGGAACGCCGACAACAUCGCCGUGGUCCAGCGGGGACGCAUCGUCGAACAAGGUACGCCGUCGUCUCAUCCGCCUGCUCCUCUGAAACCCGGUUGGUUUCGCCGUCGAUGGCGCCGGAGUGUGACGGUGGUCGGCGCCUCUGCGCAGGGUCACACGAGGAGCUGCUCAAGGACUUGGAGGGGGCAUACUCCCAGCUCAUCCGCCUGCAGGAGACGGCGAAGCAGGAGCCGUACGCCUAUCAGAGGAGCGCGUCGUCGACGGAGAUCCGCCGGCAGUCGAGCCAGAUCCGACGGUCCAUUAGCCGGGGAUCCUCGACCGGAAACACCAGCGCUCACUCCUUUUCGGUGCCCUUCGUCGUGGCGGUCGGGGUCGGAAUUUACGACGACGAAGCGCCCGGGGAGGGGAAGCCGCCGGCAGAGCUCGACGGCGAGCUGUCGUCGCCCGCCCCCGAGCCGCCGUCCGUCUACCGCCUUGCUGCCAUGAACAAGCCGGAGAUCCCGGUUCUGCUGCUUGGGGUGGUCUCCGCAUCGGUGGCCGGUGUCAUAAUGCCGAUAUUCGGGCUGCUGCUGGGUAGCAUCAUCGAGACGUUCUACAAGCCGGCCGCCGAGCUGAAGAAGGACACAAGGUUCUGGGCUCUGAUGUUCACCGUCCUCGGGCUGGUCUCCCUCGUCGUCUACCCGGCGAGGACUUACUUCUUCGCGCUGGCGGGGGGCCGGCUGAUCAAGAGGAUCAGGAUAAGGACCUUCGAGAAGGUGCUCACUAUGGAAGUUGCUUGGUUCGACGAACCGGCGAACUCGAGCGGCGAGAUCGGCGCGAGGCUCUCGGCGGACGCUGCAACGGUCCGGAGCCUCGUCGGCGACGCGCUCGCUCUGGUGGUCGAGAACCUGGCGACCUUGUUGGCCGGCCUGAUCAUCGCGUUCGUGGCCAACUGGCAGCUCUCCCUCAUCAUCCUGGGUUUGCUACCGCUGAUUGGUCUCAACGGCUGGGUUCAGAUGAAGUUCAUCCAGGGUUUCAGCGCCGACGCAAAGGUACUCCUCUUCCUCCUCCUCCUCAUCAUCUUCUUCUUCUUCCGAGAUGAUGAUGAUCAUCUUUUUUUUUCUUGUGCCAGAUGAUGUACGAGGAGGCAAGCAAGGUGGCGAACGAUGCCGUGGGAAGCAUACGGACGGUGGCUUCGUUCUCUGCGGAAGAGAAGGUGAUGGAGCUCUACAAGAAGAAGUGUGAGGCCCCACUGAAGGCGGAGAUUCGGCAGGGCCUGAUCAGCGGGAUCGGCUUCGGGCUCUCCUUCUUCCUCCUCUUCUGCGCCUACGCAACCAUCUUCUACGCCGGCGCCAAGUUCGUCGAGGACGGCAAGACCACCUUCCCGGACGUCUUCAAGGUGACAACCGAUCCCCGGCGGCGCCCCUAG